CAAAAGGUCAUAUUCGCCAGAGGUUUAAGGGAAGUUCCUUAUUCAUUCUUCACCGCCCUGAAAAUAUACGCUUAUCUCCCCAACCACCAAAAAUGGCUGCCACAGUCUCACUAUCCUUUACUCAAUACCCAACAUAUUCAAAGCCUCUCACACCCCUAAAACACCACAAAAAACCCACUCUUUUCCUCCGUAAACACUCCUUUCCUUCUCCUAUGUUCUCCUUCCCUUUCCAAUUCAGUUUCAAUCCCCCUUUCAACCCACCUGGUUUCCACCCUCUAUACGACUCCAUCCACGACAACUUCGUAGAAAACAUCGAAAAUCCAUCAAAUUUUCUCUUACCCAUUGCUCACAGCCGCCAAAUUCUUUCCCCAGAUUCUGCCCCGAGGAUAUUUAUCCAAGACCCACCAUGGAUAUCGGCUUUAUUUUUAAAAGGUCUUUACAAAAUGACCAACCAGACUGUCAAAAUAGAGUACAAAGAGAUCGAGAAAAGGAAGUAUAAUAUUCUUAGGAGGAGACAAGUAAAAGAAGAGACUGAAGCUUGGGAGAAGAUGGUAGAAGAAUACAGGGAGUUGGAGAGGGAAAUGUGUGAGAAGAAAUUGGCUCCCAAUUUGCCUUACGUCAAAGGGUUGUUUCUCGGAUGGUUUGAGCCUUUGAGGGAAGCAAUUGCCCGGGAACAAAAGGCUCAGAAGGGAAAGAGCAAGAAGCUGAGGGCGGCUUAUGCGCCGCAUAUUGAUUUGUUACCAGCUGAUAAAAUGGCGAUUAUUGUUAUGCAUAAGAUGAUGGGAAUGCUUAUGGGAGCGGAGGAAGAUGGGUAUGUGCAGGUUGUACAGGCUGCUGUGCAUAUUGGGGUGGCUGUUGAACAAGAGGUUAGAAUUCAUAGCUUCUUGGAGAAAACUAAGAACUAUCAGAGGAAGCAGAUAGUAGAUGAGGUUCAAGGUGUGAGCAAGGAGAAGGAAAUACUUAGGAAACGUGUUAAUAGUUUGAUUAGGAGGAGGAGACUCAUUGAAGUGCAGAAGCUGGUAAAAAAUGAAGAAAUUAAACCUUGGGGUCGAGAUGCUCAAGCUAAGCUUGGAAGUCAUCUUCUAGAACUAUUAACUGAAACAGCUUACGUUCAACCUCCAAUUGACCAGUCAGGAGAUAGCCCUCCCGAUGUUCGACCUGCUUUUAGACAUAAAUUUAAAACUAUCUCGAGGGACCCCAGGCAAAAAAUUAAGAAGAGAUAUGGAAUUAUUGAAUGUGAUCCUCUGCUACGUUCAGGGCUUGAUAAAUCUGCUAAGCAUAUGAUGAUUCCUUAUGUACCAAUGUUGGUGCCUCCAAAAAAAUGGAAAGGGUAUGACAAGGGCGGCUACUUGUUCUUGCCUUCUUAUGUCAUGCGAACUCAUGGAUCAAGGAAACAACAAGAGGCACUUAAGGGUGUCGCUGUAAAAAAUAUGCGGAAAGUGUUUGAGGCCCUUGAUACACUUGGAAGCACCAAAUGGAGGGUGAACAAUAAGGUUCUUGCUGUGGUAGAGAGUAUUUGGGCAACUGGUGGCAACGUUGCUGGCAUGGUUGAUCGAAAUGAUAUUCCUAUACCAGACAAACCUCAUUCAGAGGAUUCAAUUGAAAUCCAAGAGUGGAAAUGGAGCGUGAGAAAGGCAAACAAGAUUAACCGUGAGAGACAUUCUCAAAGAUGUGACACUGAACUUAAGCUUUCGGUGGCUCGGAGAAUGGGAAAUGAGGAAGGCUUUUAUUAUCCUCACAAUCUUGAUUUUCGAGGCCGUGCAUACCCCAUGCAUCCACACUUGAAUCAUCUAAGUUCCGAUCUCUGUCGAGGAGUUCUUGAAUUCGCAGAAGGACGGCCACUGGGGAGAUCAGGGUUACAUUGGCUGAAAAUACAUUUAGCAAAUCUGUACUCAGGAGGUGUUGAAAAGCUUUCACAUGAUGGGCGUCUCGCAUUUGUUGAUAACCAUUUAGAUGAAAUAUUUGACUCAGCAGAAAACCCUAUCCACGGUAACCGAUGGUGGUUAACAGCUGAAGAUCCUUUUCAAUGCUUGGCUGCUUGUUUUAGUUUGUCAGAAGCCUUAAAGAGCUCAUCACCACAUAGUACGGUAUCCCACCUGCCAAUUCAUCAGGAUGGUUCCUGCAAUGGCUUACAGCACUAUGCAGCCUUGGGAAGAGACAAUUUGGAAGCUGCAGCAGUUAACUUGGUCGCAGGAGAGAAACCUGCUGAUGUUUAUACAGAGAUUGCUGUGAGGGUUCACAAUAUAAUGAAGAGGGACAGUAACAAGGAUCCUGCGACAAAUCCCAAUGCUUUAUUGGCAAAGCUCUUAAUUGAUCAGGUGGAUCGAAAAUUAGUAAAGCAAACAGUAAUGACCUCAGUGUAUGGUGUAACUUUUGUUGGGGCACGUGAGCAAAUAAAACGAAGAUUGGCGGAGAAGGGUCAUAUAACUGAUGAUAGAAUGCUAUUUUCUGCAGCUUGCUAUACUGCUAAAGUGACAUUGGCAGCCCUUGGAGAAUUAUUCCAAGCAGCACGCAACAUAAUGGUUUGGUUAGGUGACUGUGCAAAGAUUGUUGCUUCGGAGAAUCAACCGGUGCGGUGGACAACACCUCUUGGUCUCCCUGUUGUGCAGCCCUAUUAUAAAAGUGAACGACAUCUUAUAAGAACUUCUCUACAAGUAUUGGCCUUGCAGCGGGAGGGCAGCUCAGUAAGUUCCUUAGUUAGAAAACAGAGAACUGCAUUCCCUCCAAAUUUUGUGCACUCACUUGAUGGUUCUCACAUGAUGAUGACUGCUGUUGCAUGCAGAGACGCUGGUCUACAUUUUGCAGGGGUCCAUGACUCUUUCUGGACUCAUGCACGUGAUGUGGAGAUGAUGAACCAGAUACUUAGAGAAAAAUUUGUGGAGCUUUAUAGCAUGCCAAUUCUUGAAAAUUUGCUUGAAAGCUUCCAGACAUCAUAUCCGUCAUUGGUUUUUCCUCCCCUCCCAGAGAGAGGCAACUUUGACUUGAGAGAGGUUCUCAAGUCACCAUACUUUUUCAACUGAUACUCCAAGUAGAACAACGUUUGUAUGUUUUACAUUUUCAACUGAUUCUCCAAGUAGAACGGCGUUUAUAUAUCAGUUCGCAGAAACAUUGCUAGCUUGUACAUUCUUUUGCCCUUGAGAAUAAGUUUCAGUGAGAACUGAGGAGAAAAUCCAUGUGGGAGUUGAUGAAACCUGGGAAAUGACGGCUCCUGCUUCUUCUGGUUAAAAUUCUAGUAGGCCGUGAAGGUCCUUCACUGCGGCUGAGAAUUACAGACAUGGGAGGUGAGAGUUGGCAAAAGAUGCGAAAUACGAAACACUUUGCAGCAAUCUUUUUAUGUGCUGCAGAAGCUGAUCAUCAGGGCAACAUAAGAUGUCUUCUUGUCGAUUAAUUUAAGCAAAACAGCAAAAUUCUUUCUUUUAUUUCCUGUCUGAAUUUGUUGUAGUGAUAAUACGUGCCUGCUGAUCAGCAGCCAGUGUAACCUUAAAAGCCCCAUCUUA
Hibiscus syriacus is the source of this 3497-nucleotide messenger RNA. RefSeq names its product DNA-directed RNA polymerase 3, chloroplastic-like. Gene Ontology annotation, molecular function: DNA binding; DNA-directed RNA polymerase activity. The record is from RefSeq and is a predicted model, not a curated record. Bases 93 to 3020 code for a protein of 975 amino acids. Gene Ontology annotation, cellular component: mitochondrial DNA-directed RNA polymerase complex. The transcript has 19 exons. NCBI's taxonomy places the organism in Eukaryota, Viridiplantae, Streptophyta, Magnoliopsida, Malvales, Malvaceae. Gene Ontology annotation, biological process: mitochondrial transcription.